UCCAUUCAUCUGGUCCACUCUGCUGCACCAUGCACGCUGCCUGCCUGCGCCGCCCGGACCAGUUCAGUCUGGGAUAGCACCGUGGAUGGCGCACACCACGACGACAGGUGCAUUUUGUGAAAGGUGCACUUUUUCCUCUCCUCAGCCGGGAGGCAGAGCAAAUCCAAAAGAAGCCACCGGAGCGGCACUCAGCCGUCGGACGGGCGAUGAGUCAUUGCGCACGGUCGGUCCGCCGGGGUCGCCUGGAAAAAACAUAUUUAUAUAUAUUUUUUUGCGCUUUUUCCUGUGGAGGAUCGAUACCUCUGAUACCCAUCUUCUGAUAUAAGGCGUGGCUGUAUGCUGUCACCGACGCAGGGUUGAUUUGUCCACGUCCCGGGGUUUAUCCCUCAGCCUCGCUGACACGGGCGCGCGAAGCGGCGCGCGAGGCGUCUCUCGAGGGACUUGCACAAAGCUACUGGUCACAUAUUUUGUUUUGAAGUUUGGACUGAGACAAUACUUAAAGACUGAAACUGUGAAUCUGACAUCAUGGGAACGAACCCAAAAAGGACAGUGGCAGUCCAGAUGGUGCCUCAGCUGGCUGUGGUGGAGACACUAGACAACAUGGAGUCUAAUGCCAACUGGACUAAAGAGCCCAACCUCAAACUCUCUCAGGUUUGUCCAAAACCCAUCGUCACAUCUCCCGAGCACAAAGCGGAUAACGUGUCUCUGACCGCUGCUCCAACCAACACCAUCACACAUACCCAGAAAACAGCUGCCAAAGUAGGUGAACAAGUUAGCAGCAAACCAGUUCCAGCCAAUGGAAACCAGACGCAGUCGGAGCAUGUGACAGGCGCAGACAAACAGAUGCCAGACCUGUCUCUACCUGGCCAUGGUGUGGGAGAGGCGGGAGGCGACAGGAGGGAUUCUAACGCUAAUAUGAAAAUGUUAAGCCCGGGUGAUGAAAAGGAUAUGUGUAAGGCCGGUGUGCCAUCUGCUGUUACAGCGUCAACGGUCGACACACAGGCGAGUGACUGCACAAUAAAAGGGCAAAGUGCUGCAGAGGAGGCGUGUUCAAAGCCGGCAUCCUCAUCCAAGGCCACAGCACGAGAGGACAGUAGUAAACGUGUUUCUACAAAUAAUAAAAAUCUUAACGAUGCCUGUGAAUUAAGGCAAACAGCAUCUGUGCACCAACAGGAUAAUAAAGGGAGUAUAUCAUCUCCCCAAAACAAGGACACCGCUGUAGCACAGAAAUCUAAAGAGUCUGAUCAUAUACAAAGUUCCUCACAAAGCUCCGUCAGUCUGCAAGAGACUCCCAAACCCCCCAAAAUCAUAGAAGCUACAACUACUCUCAGUUCCACCACGCCUCCAUCGAAGAGCAAAGAAGCAGAAGACAAGUCAGGGAAUAAUAAUUCAAGUCCAACACUACCCGAGAAGGAUUUGCAACCGGAAAAGAAACCUCAAGUCUCCUCAGAUAAACAUCAGCCAGAGUCCUCACAGAAGGCCUCCUCCACUCUGCCCGAGGCUAAACAAAACACACAGGCGUGUGGGCAGGUGGCACGAGUAGCCGGCCAGACCAACACAGCUGUCUCUGAAGGGCAGCAGCAGCCGCCCUGCAAACUCUACAGGGAGGCUUCGACUAUGACCUCAUCCCUGUCCUCCACCCCGAUCAAGCAGCGCCAGGAUAUGGAGGUUCAGGCGGUGGCAAACACGUGCAGUAGGGCUGUGGCCACAAGUCCGAGCCUGCUGCCUUUCGCCGUGGCUCGCAGGCUGAGCGGCGGUGCCGUCCCCAGGGAGGAGCCGCAGAGCCUGGCUGUUGUUUAUCAAAUGGACGGUGGCGUGGGUCUCCAUCAGACGAACAAGAAUUCUCUCUCAGCCUCUUCUGAUCCGAGGUCAGAGAGGCUCACAGUGGAGGCAGAGAUGUGCCACAACCAAAAUGCAGGUGUGGUGUUAAAGGCCUUGUCCCCGCAACCAGAUAUAGGGCCAGGGGCUAAGCCUAAAGAACUGGGGGCAGCUUUGUGCAACAUCCAGCCAGUUUAUCAAAUCAACAUUGAACACAGCAGCCACAAGGAGCAAGGGGAGAUGGGUAACUCCCAAUAUAAAAUUGGAGCUCAGAUGUCUGCAGCAAAAACAACUACUGCACAAGCUCCCUCCCUCAAAACAGGAACACACCCAGAGGCAGCCGGUGCUUCCAAGUCUGGAUCUGCUGACAGUAACAAUACCGCAGUGUCUCUGGCUGCUGUCACAACCAAGCCUGACCAAGCCCUGCCCAAAAAAACAGCAGCAAACACCACAUCCAAGUCAGAGCCAACUAAAAAGAAAGCUGAGGGCUCAAAAGGAAAGAGAAAAGAAGUUGGGGGCAAAGCCUUGACAAAGGAGGCAAAAUCUGGUAAACAGAAGAUAGAACCAAAAAAGGAAGAGGAUGACCACUCAGGAAAGCAGAAAGAAAAGAGCAUCCAUGACGUCGUGUGGGAUGAACAAGGGAUGACUUGGGAGGUGUAUGGGGCUUCUGUGGACCCUGAGUCCCUUGGUUUUGCCAUUCAGAGCCACUUGCAGUGCAAAAUCAAGGAGCAAGAGAGGAAACUGAUUGCCCAAACCUCCAUCCGAAAGUCAGUCUCCGGUGCCGACUCACCGCAACGCGGCAGGAAGAACAAGAGGAGGCAGAAGAACGUUUUCAGGUCGAUGCUGCAAAAUGUCAGGCGGCCCAACUGCUGCGUGCGUCCCCCUCCCUCCUCCGUCCUCGAGUAGCGCGGCACAGAGGCGGCCAAUGUCAGACUCCUCCCUUUUUCCUAGAGGUCAAAAUGUUUGUCCUCUCCAUGUCACGACUGCAAUGCCAAGUGAAACAUUAAUGGGUCGACGGUCACUGUAAGUGAGUAAGUAUACAGGAAUGUUCUAGCAUAAAGAGUCAAACUAUUUGUGAUGUUUGUGAUCAAAGAGAGUAGGAAAUAGAAAUAUAAGAUGAACAACUCAAGACUUAUUUUCUAGCGAUAGAUAGUAUAGAAAAAAAAGAGAGAGAACUUCUAACCGUUUUUAAAUAACAAAGGCAAUAAUUGUGAAACGCAUGUAUGUUAGUUACUAUGGCAAUUGUGCGACCUAAAAUGAAGUCCAAACCAUCACAGCACAUGGCACUGAUCAUGGAAUAGACAUAUUACUGUCAGGAUAUUUGUGCAAAUAUAUUAAACCAACAUCUCAUUACAUUUUGUGUGUUUGAUAUAUGUUUUUGAGCUCUUUAAGGCCCUUAUAUUUAUGAGGUUGCUGUAUUUUCUGUUCAUGCUCAUUUAUUUUUUGGUAAGUGAUUACGCUGUGCAAAAAAAAAAAGAAAAAAAGGGGGGGGGCAAAAGCUGUUUAAUCUCUGUUCUUCUUUGGUU
This is a messenger RNA of Scophthalmus maximus (turbot), 3344 nucleotides long. RefSeq names its product GPRIN family member 3b (gene gprin3b). The transcript is spliced from 2 exons. The coding region runs from base 526 to 2724 and encodes 732 amino acids. Gene Ontology annotation, biological process: neuron projection development. Gene Ontology annotation, cellular component: plasma membrane. The record is from RefSeq and is a predicted model, not a curated record. Lineage: Eukaryota; Metazoa; Chordata; Actinopteri; Pleuronectiformes; Scophthalmidae.